Molecule: messenger RNA, 1792 nt
Organism: Poecile atricapillus (Black-capped chickadee)
Lineage: Eukaryota; Metazoa; Chordata; Aves; Passeriformes; Paridae
Product: histone H1.01
Exons: 1
Coding region: 346-1005 (219 amino acids)
Biological process (GO): nucleosome assembly
Cellular component (GO): nucleosome
Molecular function (GO): structural constituent of chromatin; DNA binding
Source: RefSeq, a predicted model, not a curated record
AGUUUCUCCCUUCAGAGGUCUCUCCAGCAGCAGCACACGGGAUUUAUCGCCUCUCCUUUAACUCAAAUCGCGUGUUUGCCGCAGGAAACUCUCCCGAACGCAAGUACCUGCUCUUCUCCCCCCUCACCGGGGAAAUCGGGCGAUUUGGUGGCAGAAAUUCCGAGGAAAAUACACUUUUGUUAGUCCAAAGAAACACAAAUCGAGCACACCGAAGGGCUCCCCGGCCGUGCAGCGGGGCGGGCUCUGCAAGCCACCAAUCACCGCUCGGCUCCGCUCUAAAAAUACGAGCAUCUGACCCGGGCCAGCCCAAUUGUGUUCGCCCGCUCCGCAGAGGAAGUCGCCGCGAUGUCCGAGACCGCUCCCACCGCCGCCCCCGAUGCGCCCGCGCCCGGCGCCAAGGCCGCCGCCAAGAAGCCGAAGAAGGCGGCGAGCGGCUCCAAAGCCCGCAAGCCCGCGGGGCCCAGCGUCACCGAGCUCAUCACCAAGGCCGUGUCCGCCUCCAAGGAGCGCAAGGGGCUCUCCCUCGCCGCGCUCAAGAAGGCGCUGGCCGCCGGCGGCUACGAUGUGGAGAAGAACAACAGCCGCAUCAAGCUGGGGCUCAAGAGCCUCGUCAGCAAGGGCACCCUGGUGCAGACCAAGGGCACCGGCGCCUCCGGCUCUUUUCGUCUUAACAAGAAGCCCGGAGAAGUGAAAGAAAAAGCCCCCAAGAAGAGAACGGCUGCUGCCAAGCCCAAGAAGCCGGCGGCUAAGAAGCCCGCCAGCGCUGCCAAGAAGCCCAAGAAGGCGGCGGCGGUGAAGAAGAGCCCCAAGAAGGCGAAGAAGCCGGCGGCUGCAGCUGCCAAGAAAGCGGCCAAGAGCCCCAAGAAAGCCGCAAAGGCAGGCCGCCCCAAGAAGGCAGCGAAGAGCCCGGCUAAGGCGAAGGCGGUGAAGCCCAAGGCAGCCAAGCCCAAGGCGGCCAAACCCAAAGCGGCCAAGGCAAAGAAGGCGGCUCCCAAGAAGAAGUAAAUUGUACCAGGAGAGUUUUGUUCUACAUACUUUGUUAUCCAACGGCUCUUUUAAGAGCCACCCACACUUUCCCUAAAGGAGCUGAUGCACCGAGGUCGUCCGUAACCUGCAGCAAGGGUCCAGCAAUUCGUAAGUCGUCAAGAGGUCAAUUGUGUCUUGUGUUUUUUGUUCCCUAGGAUUACCGAAAGAGAGCCUAAAGAACGCGGUAGAGCGCGGCGGCUUUAGGGAAGUGUAGACAUUUGUUUUUCCUCCGGGUGAUUACUUUGACUACCGAGAAACGAUGUUUUGUAAUGAUUUGAUAUAAAAAAAAAUCGGAUGUAUGUUUUUUUUAAUAUAUAUUUUGUAACAAAAUAAUGCAAUUGCCAGGCACGCUACCACUGAGCCAUGUCUAAUCUAUUGAAUUAUUUCUUAUAAAGUAUCUCCGUAAAUGCCUUUGUCUGUUUGGGGGGAGGAGGGGAGGGUUUCUUUACAGACACAAAAAUAGGCCUGAUCUCUCCCAAUCCUUUUGUUCCCAAUGAGAAAGAGCUUUAAGUGUUGAAAAAGCCCGCCCUGCUCAAGGAUUGGCCAGCGAAAAUCCCGGCCCGCUUCCCUUCCCCCUCCCUUCCCCGGAAACGAUUACGCCUCUUAUCGCUGGAACUGUAUCAGCCACUCGGAGGAGAAAGAGGCGGAAAAGGGGGGAGGGACAGGAACUCUCAACGAACAGAGUCCCCUAUGUUCUCCGAAAGAACUUAAACGGAAAAUAUCUCAUACCUGGAAGAACCUGCAUGGGGAGGAGGACGUUUUGGCU